GUCAAGAUUGGUGAUCUAGGCUUGGCAACAAUAGUGGGGAAGACCCAUGCAGCUCAUUCGUUGUUGGGAACACCAGAGUACAUGGCACCAGAGCUGUAUGAAGAGAAUUACAAUGAGUUGGUGGACAUAUACUCAUUUGGAAUUUCAUUGCUUGAAAUGGCUACAAUGGAGAUACCUUACAGUGAGUGUGACAGCAUAGUAAAGAUAUACAAGAAGGUGACUACUGGGGUAAAGCCUCAAGCAUUUGAAAAGUGA
Messenger RNA from Ilex paraguariensis (yerba mate), 255 nucleotides. The record is from the annotation of a GenBank genome assembly. Lineage: Eukaryota; Viridiplantae; Streptophyta; Magnoliopsida; Aquifoliales; Aquifoliaceae.